Messenger RNA from Bactrocera oleae (olive fruit fly), 947 nucleotides. RefSeq names its product yellow-emperor (gene ymp). The record is from RefSeq and is a predicted model, not a curated record. NCBI's taxonomy places the organism in Eukaryota, Metazoa, Arthropoda, Insecta, Diptera, Tephritidae.
GUCAUUGCUGUGUUUAGUCUUCUGAAGACAGCCCAACAGCGUAAUUGUGCAAAGUUUUGUGAACUACAUUUACAAGCAUUACUAUAUUAAAUAUUAAGCAAAUAGUAAUUAAUUUUUUAACACUUCAAAGUCAACAUUGUCACAAAAGAUUUAAACAUGUCUUACCGUCCACUCUUUAACAAAUUGAUGUCCAAAGCCAUGCUGCGCCAGUUGAUAGUGCGACCGAACCCGAUGGUAAUGCGCACACAGUUACAACACAGCCUCAAACCCAGAACCCCUCUGAAUAAACCAUCGAUGUUCAGUCCGACGAUUAUUAAGCGUUACUGGGAGUUAUCACCACUUUUUAUCAUAGUUGGUGGAGCAGUUUUGGGUCUAUUUUAUGCGAUUGUGCGAAAUGGUCUGUCACGUGAUGAUGUGCGUUUCUAUUCGAGUGGUAAAAUGAAUUGCGAGGACGUGGAAAAGUCCGGACCAAGAAAGUUUCUGGUAUAUAAUCAAAAAUACAAAGUACCCGAAGGUUUAAGGGAAGCACUUGCCGCCAUUGAGGAGCCUGCGGAAGACGUGGCAAAGAAGUCAAACUAAAAAUUGUCGACGGCUUUUUAUAAUAGAAGAGUACUGGAAUAUUGUACAAUACAAAAAUUAUAAAAACUAAUUAAUGUUAAGCGUUUACAAUUGCAAGCGGACUGUUUGAGUUAUAGUUUUGGCGAACAGUGAAAUUGAGUCUUAUGAAAGAAAUUAUCCAAAUUUUGUAUUGGUUUUGUCUCAGCAAAAUGUUAUGCAGAACACGAACGUUUUAGUAUAUAUUGUAAAAGUAUUUAUGCAAAUUUUUAAUAUAUGUACAAGUAUGUAAUUUUUUCUAUUUAUUAAGCCUAUAUUAGUUUGAUUGUAUGCCUAUGCACCUAUUUAUCUAUGUGGUAAAUAAAGAAAAGAGUUUUACGUAUGUGUACUUU